AUGGCUACUCCUAUUCUUCCAAAGGAUAAUCUGCACACCGACGCUGACGAUAUGGAUUUUGAAAUUUUCUGUCUUAUCUGGCUCGAUGCUAAUACAAAAGUCACAGAUAAUCGAGAAACAGAACAGAAAUUACGUUCUAUCAUUAAUCGUCUCAAAAAGUUUCAAGAUGUAAAACAAUGUCAACAAUAUAUUGAAGAACGUUCACAAAAUGAACGAGUAGUCAUGGUUGUUAGUGGUCGAUUGGGAAGCGAAAUUGUCCCUUCUAUUCAUAAACUGCGACAAGUUAUAUCGAUUUAUGUGUAUUGCAUGGAUAAGAAACGUAACGAACAAUGGGCUAACAAAUUCAAAAAAGUAAAAGCUGUUGUUGUUGCACUUGAUGAACUAAUUUCUCGAAUUCAAGCUGAUCAUAAAAUUCAGAAAAUAGUGGAAGAACCAUUUUCAAUUAAUGUUUUUACUAUAGGUUCUGAUCCAGGUAAAUCAACAGCUGAUGUAAAUGGUAAAUUUGUCUUUUUUCAAGUACUUAUUGAUUGUCUUCUACGAUUAAAAUCUAAUGACAAAGACAUAAAUGAACUCAUUAAACAUUGUGAAAAGGCAUAUGAAGAUAAUAAUUGUGAAUUAAGCAAUCUUCGUGAAUUUAAAAACGAGUAUUCACCUGACAAAGUCUUAUGGUGCACCUAUGCUGAACAAGCUCGUGUUUUUCUGAAUGUUUCUAACGAUGCAGACAAUUUAGAACCAGUACUAUUUGAAAUCUAUGCCGAUCCUAAGCUGGCCGCUACAAAACCAUUUGCUGAUAUUAGUGCACACAGUAAAUAUUCUGGCAAAUCAGAAAUACUUUUUAUGCCUGGUACUAUUUUUCGCUUGAACAGUGUCAAACGCAGUAGUGAUAAUCAAGUGUGGAUCAUCCAAAUGACAUUGUGUAGUGAGGACGAACAUGAUUUAAAACACGUUCUCAUGUACAUGAAACAACAACUUGGUAGUGGAGAAACAAAUCUUCGAACAUUAGGAAAAGUCUUAUGGAAAAUGGGAAAAUUUGAUUUAGCUGAACAAUAUUUUACUCGUUUAUUGAAAGAUCUUUCACCAAAUGAUCCUUUACUUGUUACUUUGUAUGAAGAGCUUGGCGAGCUGGCAUCACAGACCGGUGACUACAAUAAGAGUGUCAAAUGGCAUCAAAAAUCACUUGCACUUAAGAACCCAGAUGAAUCAAUUGAUUCAGUCCGUAUUGAUCAACCUAGGAAUUACAUUGUUAAUAAUCAAUAA
Molecule: messenger RNA, 1257 nt
Organism: Rotaria sordida
Lineage: Eukaryota; Metazoa; Rotifera; Eurotatoria; Philodinida; Philodinidae
Source: the annotation of a GenBank genome assembly